Molecule: messenger RNA, 5775 nt
Organism: Synchiropus splendidus (mandarinfish)
Lineage: Eukaryota; Metazoa; Chordata; Actinopteri; Syngnathiformes; Callionymidae
Gene: suco
Product: SUN domain containing ossification factor
Exons: 23
Coding region: 232-4311 (1359 amino acids)
Biological process (GO): protein folding in endoplasmic reticulum; regulation of bone remodeling
Cellular component (GO): cytoplasm; membrane
Source: RefSeq, a predicted model, not a curated record
UCCCGUCAGCAGCAGUUGCUGGAUGAGGUUGACAUUUAAGCCGACAACCUCUAUGGGCGAUGCACGUUAGCUCACCUGUGAGGCGUCUUUGAGCCAGAGUGGACUCUUUAUUGUGACUUGUGUGCUCUAGACGACUCGUCUGCGCACUCAUACCCUGUCUGACGUGAACCGUGAAGCCGUGGAAGAUCAGACUGGACGUCAAAGAGCGAGGAUGUUGGUCCCCGCGGGAAGAUGAUGAAGAGGCUGCGCGUCCUGUUGGUGUGCCUCAUCGUAGCUGUCCUGUGCUGGUACCCCAAUAAUCAUGUGUGUGGUUCAGAGCCCACCGAGUCCAGCUCAGGUCCGCCGGUGCCGGACCCAAGCGCAGAGGACUACAAGCAGGAGCAGGAUGCUAAUCUGCUUUCGGUGGAGGAAAAGGGGACAACACACACUAAACAUCACAGUGAACAAGUAACAGAAAAAACAUUUGAGAAGCCAGACAGAGACGAUGUUGUCCGACAACAGACUGUGAACCAACUGGAGGAUGAGCUGAAAGAGACAAAAUCUCACCUGAUACCCAACACAAAUGUUGACGUCUCGGAGCCAAGACCCAAAACACAAGCCCAUAAUGAUCUGGACCUACAAGCUAACACUCAGGACCACAACAAAGAAGCACCCAUUCCUCUUACUUCAGACUCAAUUCCAGUACAAGACCCAUCUACAGAGGCCUCCAGUGAAACGGCUGUGGUACAUCUCACAUCGGACGUGAACCAUAACCCCCCAGAUGAAGCUGAAAGCACACCUACCUCAGAGAGUGCAGGUUCACCUCCAACAGGUGUGGAUCAAGCUGAAGUAGUGGACAACCAUUCACACCAGAGCCAGAAUUCUGCCCAGCAAGAAGAAGUGCAUUCCACUCUAGGUCAUACAGAGCAUGAACAACAACCGCCGCAGAAUGAGACAGCCAAGGGGGGGCUCUCUGAUUCUGUUCAUGAGGGCAACACGUCACAGGAUUCACCAGAGCUACAGUCCAAGGAUGCUGUUGUUUCACGAGAGACUGAUCCAUCAGUGCCCAGCAAAGAAGACAUCCCAACCUUUGAUGAAUGGAAGAAACAGGUCAUGGAGGUGGAGAAAGAAAAAAGCCAGUUUCAAGUCAGAUCAGCGUCAGUCAACAGCAGCCCCCACCAAACAAAAAAGGUCCAGAAGAACUUCAAGAAUAACUACGCUUCAGUGGAGUGUGGCGCCAAGAUUCUCUCUGCCAACAAUGAGGCUAAGAGCACAUCAGCCAUUCUCAUGGAGAACAUGGAUCUAUAUAUGCUGAAUCCGUGCAGCAACAAAAUCUGGUUUGUCAUUGAGCUCUGUGAGCCGAUUCAAGUGAAGCAGCUGGACAUUGCUAACUUUGAACUGUUCUCAUCAACACCCAAAGACUUCUUGGUUUCCAUUAGUGACAGGUACCCGACCAACAAGUGGGUAAAGCUUGGCACAUUUCAUGCUCGAGACGAGCGAAUUGUGCAAAGCUUCCCACUGGAUGAGCAGCUUUAUGCUAAAUAUGUGAAGAUGUUCAUCAAGUACAUAAAGGUCGAACUACUCUCUCAUUUUGGAUCUGAACAUUUCUGCCCCCUCAGUCUCAUCAGGGUGUUUGGUACCAGCAUGGUGGAGGAGUAUGAGGAGAUAGCUGACUCCCAGUAUCCGUCUGAGAGACUGGAGUAUUUAGAUGAAGACUAUGAUUAUCCUCCAGGAUACCAACCACCGGAGGACAAAGACUCCAAAAAUAUUAUUGGAACCGCAACAGAUGCAAUCCUCAACAUGGUAAACAACAUUGCUGCUAAUGUGCUGGGAGGCUCUCCGGAGUUGGAGGGUAGUGCGGAAACAAGAGGUAAUACUACUACCGACAGCCUGAAUGCAAAGACAGACAUUGCACCAGAAACAACAGAAGACGCUCAAGUCAAGACACAGCAACACCCGAUUGAGCCAGAAGAUACUGUGAACGAGAAACACUCCAACAUUUCUACCGACUCCUCUUCACUUUCACCUUCAUCUCCUGAGCCUCGAGUUGACCAACAGAUUGUCACCCCAUUGGAGGGGGAGGAGGAGGAGGAGGAGGAGCACAGACAGUCCACUGUCACCCUGAUGGAAGAAGAACUGGAAGAGGAGGAGCCCAAAAGAGAGGACAAGACAAAAGGAAAGGCGAACAACAAUCAGUGGGAAAGUCAGACCUAUUGUCCUUUCUCUUCUUUGUCUUCUCUGUCGCUCUCCUGCAUGGCCACUCUUCCUGAGCUCCUGCAUCGCUGGUGCUCCGCCAGACUUGCAAAGGAGAGACUUCGCAGCCUAAGACGAAGACACUUGAGCACACAGAUCCACAGUGAUCUCAGCCCAGCCUCUCUCUCACACACACAUCCACAUAUCAGCCUUCUUUCCACCUCUUUAAAUGACCCUCAACAGAUCAUCCAAAAAAGCGCAGAGCUGGAAAUGUCUGGCCAGAACAGAGGUGAUGCUCUGAAUGAAGGACACACAUCUUACAGUAAUCUCAAUUCCCACGCUCCUGAUACACACACUCCAGAGCACAGCAUUAUAUUGGAGCCCAGUAUUACAGCCACCAUCCCUUCACACAGCUUAGUAGACAGCCACAGUUCGUUCACAAGGCCCACCCCCACACCAGAGGAGGCAUUGCUACCGAAGAUUAAGGAUGAAACUGUGAACCCAGCCCCAAGUCUACCUUUCCAUGUGGUCUCUAUUCCGGAGACACAGUUGGCCAGCAGUGCCACGCCUACUCUGACUCUCAGCUCACCACCACAGAUUCUGGUGUCAGAAACAGCUUCUCCUGGUGUUUUACCUUCCCUUGUCCAGGAGCCACUCGUUCCUCCUCUUUCUGCUGCGUCACGGCUUGAAGACCUUUCUACCCCUCCCACGGACGUUCUAGUUGAACUCCCAGUGACUGACACAGCAGCUGACUCAGCUAAAGCUCCAGCUGAGAGUGGGGACUUGCUUCAAAAUGAGGUAUCCCGCACCAACAUAGAACAGGAGGAUCCCCUCGCUCAGGCCACAGAAAUGAACAAGGUUGAGGAAACGAUAGAGGAAGAAUUGAUGAACUCCAACGGACAUGGCAGCAUUCACCGGACAGCUACAGACUUCUAUGCAGAGCUCCAGAACGGGGACUAUAACAGUGGAGCAGGUCAUGGGAACAACGGGAAUGUUGUUUUACUCAAUGGAGGCACAGUGCAUGGAUCCAGUCAGAAGGAGAGCGUGUUCAUGAGGCUCAACAAUCGAAUCAAAGCCCUGGAAAUGAACAUGAGUCUGUCAAGUCGAUACCUGGAAGAGCUCAGUCAAAGAUAUCGCAAGCAGAUGGAGGAGAUGCAGAGAGCUUUCAACAAGACCAUCAUCAAACUGCAGAACACCUCCCGCAUCGCAGAAGAGCAGGACCACAAACAGACGGAUUCCAUCCAGGUGCUUCAGAGUCAGCUGGAGAGUGUCACUAAACUGAUGCUCAACCUCACCAACACAGUGAAUCAGCUUCAGAAAGAGGUGUCUGACCGUCAGAGUUACCUGGUGGUGUCUCUGGUUCUCUGUCUUCUUCUGGGCCUCGUGCUGUGUCUGCAGUGCUGCCGCAGCUCUCCUGUUGCCCCCCUCCCUAAACAUGCUGCCCUCCCCAUGAGCAACCACUUUCCCAGCCCCAAGAGAUGCUUUUCAUCCUAUGAUGACAUGAGCCUCAAGCGCAGGGUGACCUGUCCACUUGUCCGCUCCAAGUCAUUUCAUCUUUCAUCUACUGAAGGUCCCGAUGACUUGUACAUUGUAGAACCUCUAAGGUUUUCGCCCGAGAAAAAGAAGAAACGCUGCAAGUCGAAAUCGCUGGACAAAGUUGAGACUCUGAAGGCAUCCGAUCCUUCCGCUCCUCUUGUGAAUGGGGAAAUCAAGUGCAACGGUUUCCACCCCAGCCCACCAUCCCCUACGCCGUCUCCGGCCAUUCCUCUGCCUCCACCUCCUCCUCCGCCCUCUUUGAAGGAGGAGUCACAGCCAGUGGUGGAGACCAGCAGCUGCAGCUCCUCCACCAUCUCAGAGGAGUCCUACACAAGUCGCCAUCCUCCUCCGUCCCCCGUUCAAACGGUUCCUGGACUCUGCAAUGGCCAUGAGCCGCCUUUCCUUCUCCUGCCGCCGGCGGCCAAGAACCGUCAGGAGAAGAGGUCGAUGAAGCGGAGGAAGUCUCGGCAAACUGAGCUGCUGCUGCCUCCCAUCCCCGGAGGCCGGGUCGGCUCUCUGCCCUGCCUGGAGCAGCUGAUGAAGAGAAACGAGGAAAUCGGCGUCGGGACUAUCAGAGUGACCCCUGUGACUGGACACGUCUGAACACACACUUUAACUCACACACACAGACACUGUGUGACCCAAAGAACCACAGGUGCACAGUGGACCUUCACUUCUCUCACCUUCACUGCUAUGUGCCUUUUUAACUGUUGUUGCAAACAUGAAUUCAAAAGGUGCGCCGUUGGGGACCGAGCAACCUUGCUCUUACGAGUAUACUCAAGUGUGUAGGCCAGUCUUAGCUCGCGUCAUUCGAGCUUUCCCGAAGUAUUGCAAGGUCUGUGAAUGCGGUGGAGCAAGACAAGCCACCCUCUCUUUGUUGUUUCCAUCUGCCUCUCAGAUCCAUCUGACUGUGCUUAUCGUCGUCGCUGUCCGGGGACCAGCAUUUAAUGUGCUUCAGAGUUUCUGUCUGGACCAAACCAACCACAAGAGCUAAAUGAAGAAAGCGACCAAUGAGGCUCAGUUUACUGUCCAGAUGAGCAGCAGCAGCCCUGACACCAGUUUGUCCUCUCUGAAUCAUUCCUCCACAGUGUAAGUGAAAGUUAGGUACCCCACACACACACACGUACGUACGCACAGCUAGUGGCACACUCGCAUAGACUUUUAUUUAUCUAUUUAUUUAUUUAAAUAACUCUAGAUGUUAGGCACUGGCUUGCCAACCUCGAAAACGCGACGUGUUGAUCUCAAGCAUGAGAACGUCACAAUUGGUUUGGUACUUUUCCUCUCGUAUGUUAUUGAAUAUCUUCUCAUGGUUGGUAUCACAAUCUGGCUGCUGUUUACUCCAGAGCUGCAACACUCCACAUCCCCACUCCCUUUGAUCUUAUCUUUAGCUGACAGAGAUUUUAAAAGCUGCAGAGACGUGAAGAUUGAAGCGCCGUCCUGCCGCAAUGUUACUUUUGUUUCUACCUAGUGAGGGUUUCUGAUUGGCUCUGUGUGGUUGGUCUGGGUAAGACUCCUGUCCUGUUGUUCUGUUCAUCAUCCAGGGCCACAGAUGGACCCUCACCUCCAUUGCACAUUUAACUGUGAAGAUUUUAACAUGCCUGCUUUUUAAUUCUUCACUUUCCCAGUUCCUCACUUUGGUAUUGUGCAUCCUCAUCCACCUUGCCCGUUGCCAUUCUUCCACUUGUGUUUGCUCCACAAGAUGUGUUUGCUAAAGGGAAUGCUGAAAAUGGGUAUAACGAUACACUAUAUAUGUGAAGUGGAGCAAAGAAUGAGAAUUUACAUUUUUGUCUUUUUAUGUAGGAUAGAGAUGUUUUUGUUCUGUUGGAUCAGCUUGUGUAACACAGGGGAGAUUCUUGAGCUCGUGUGCACUUUGAGAGACUGUUGAUGCCUUUUUUCCCCCUUGUUUUUUUUUUCUACGUCUAAUGUCGACUUUUCCUUUCCUCUUUUCUGAAGAGCUGCACAGUAUUUUUGAGCAGGAGUGGGCUACCACAAUCUUGUGGUGCCAUUAGAAACUGUGAAUUUCUAAAUAAAAUCUUUUUUUGUUGUCUUUAAUGUGGUGGAUCCAAA